This is a messenger RNA of Lemur catta (Ring-tailed lemur), 1626 nucleotides long. RefSeq names its product olfactory receptor 52B2. NCBI's taxonomy places the organism in Eukaryota, Metazoa, Chordata, Mammalia, Primates, Lemuridae. Gene Ontology annotation, biological process: G protein-coupled receptor signaling pathway. Gene Ontology annotation, cellular component: membrane. Gene Ontology annotation, molecular function: G protein-coupled receptor activity; olfactory receptor activity. The transcript has a single exon. The record is from RefSeq and is a predicted model, not a curated record. The coding region runs from base 490 to 1458 and encodes 322 amino acids.
UAAACACAGGCUAUCACAAAGUAGUGUGACUUAAGGAGGUAUUUUAAGGUUAAUAUUUGUAUAAACAGAAGUGGAAGGGGAGGGAAAUUUAGGUAAGCACGGGAAGAGCAAAAUCAUGGGGGAAGGACAAGUACAACACAGGUAGUGGGCAAAUGAUGCUUGUGUGGAAGUAUAGAAUAAGAUCAGAAAGGUAGGGUGGGACCAAACUCUGGGGGCUGGGUGAUUGGAGGCAAGUGCAGCCUCUAUUGGUUCUUGAAACAUUAUUGUCAUAGAAAUUCUAUAUGCAAAUGAAGCAUCAAGGGCUAGAAGUCAUUCCUAUACUCAAGUGAGCAUUCUCUGGGAGCACUUUCCCCUGUAGGGUUCAGCAAUUUAGAAAUCCAUGCUAUUUUUUGUGAUCUCUGCACAUACUCAGGGGUGUUUUCUGUUCCUAUCACUUUCAGCCAACUCAACAGCUUCUAAGUCAUUGCAGAGAGGAACAUAAAGUGCGUCAUGACUCACACCAACUUUACCAUCUUCUACCCUGCAGUGUUUGUCCUGCUCGGCAUCCCUGGGUUGGAGGCUUACCACAUUUGGCUGUCAAUACCCCUUUGCCUCAUGUAUAUCACUGCAGUCCUGGGGAACAGCAUCCUGAUAGUGGUCAUUAUCACAGAACGUAACCUCCAUGAGCCCAUGUAUUUCUUCCUCUCCAUGCUGGCUAUCACAGACAUUCUACUGUCUACCACUACUGUGCCCAAGGCGCUAGGUAUCUUUUGGCUUCAUGCCCAUGAUAUUGCCUUUGAUGCCUGUGUCACCCAAGUCUUCUUUGUCCAUGUGAUGUUUGUGGGGGAGUCAGCCAUCCUGUUAGCCAUGGCCUUUGACCGUUUUGUGGCCAUUUGUGCCCCCCUGAGAUAUACAACAGUGCUAACAAGGCUUGUCGUGGGAAGGAUUGCUCUGGCCAUUGUCACUCGAAGCUUCUGCAUCAUCUUCCCAGUGAUCUUCUUGCUGAAGCGGCUGCCCUUCUGCCGAACCAACAUCAUUCCCCAUUCCUACUGUGAGCAUAUUGGAGUAGCACGUUUAGCCUGUGCUGACAUCACUGUUAACAUCUGGUAUGGCUUCUCAGUACCUAUUGUCAUGGUCAUCUUGGAUGUGAUCCUUAUCGCCCUGUCUUACUCACUGAUCCUCCGAGCAGUGUUUCGUUUGCCUUCCCAGGAUGCUUGGCAUAAGGCCCUCAGCACUUGUGGUUCUCACCUCUGCGUGAUCCUCAUGUUUUAUGUUCCAUCCUUCUUUACCUUAUUGACACACCGCUUUGGGCGUAACAUUCCUCGACAUGUCCAUAUCCUGCUGGCCAAUCUUUACGUGGUAGUGCCACCAAUGCUCAACCCCAUUGUCUAUGGUGUGAAGACUAAGCAGAUCCGGGAGAGUGUAGCCCACUGGCUCUUUGACAUCAAGAAUUGGUGCUGUGCCUCUCCUCUGCGCUGAUGGAUCCCCAUGAAUCUCCAUGCCCAGCUUCAGCAAAGAAGCUAGGUGUGAAAUAUAGAGAUUUCCUGGACUGAGAGGGCUUUUCUUUCUCCUCUUCUUCCUCUUCUUUCGACUUCAUCCUCCUCCCUCCACUUUUCUAUUUUUAUCUUCUAGCCCUUCCUCUUUGCU